AUGAGCAGUUUAAAGAAAUAUAUGAAGUCACUGGGGUUGCAUUUCUCCAGGGAGCGCGCAGAGCCAGGGGCAACGAAGGUAAGGCUAAGGAUAGUGGGAGAAAGAGGUAGGGCGACGCCAGGCCACGACACAACCGGUCUGACCAGAUGGGACCAAAUAAGAGCCGGAGAGGGGAGCGAACAUAUUCUGGCGGGAAGAUACGCGUGGAUCCUCUGUCGGAGUUUAGAGGCCUGGAUGGCAAAUUUGCAAAGAGGGUCAGGUACCGAAGAGGAGUUAACCGAAGGAGCGUGCACCCCAAGGGAGGCAGGGACAAUAGCAGGAACGAGAAAUUGGAACUUAUGCCCCCUCAGGGGCCAGCUAGAGUAUUGGACCCAUUAUGGCAUGGACAGGAAAUUAGAUUUCGGCAAAGGCGAGGAUAGAAGCUUCAUAACAUGUGUGGACAUAAUCUCCAUGAUGAUCACCGUCAUGAAUGAUAUAGCCGAAGGGAAAAAGGGUUGGCAAGUAGGAAACACAGAACAGGAUCCUUGCAGGACCCUAUUCACAUGGUAUGAGGAAUGGGCGGAUAACGACACAGCAAAACGCGUCAUGAACUUCCUGUUUCCUAGUAGUGGAGAAAUGAGGACAAACGAAGGAAUCAUCAGAAGGGAACAAAGCCAGGAACAGAACUUCUGGGCCCAGUUAUUGACGGGAGCCUUCCUGAAAGUCGUCGGACUUCAAUGUAGUAAGGACAGGAGCAAGGACGAGUGGACCACUAGUUGUCUCCGGCUACGGGAAGAUCACAGCUGCCAAGCCGAGCCGUCUCGACGGGACUACGAAGCCUGGGCCAACGAGGUAAGGAGAGCCGUCACUACCAAGGGCGACGACAAAAAAGAGGGGGCUACCAGAAUAGGCAGAGGUCACGGGGGGAGGGGGGGAAAGAAUAGGCCAAGAGACUCGAGAAAUCGCGCACGUUGA
Molecule: messenger RNA, 954 nt
Organism: Plasmodium inui San Antonio 1
Lineage: Eukaryota; Apicomplexa; Aconoidasida; Haemosporida; Plasmodiidae
Exons: 1
Coding region: 1-954 (317 amino acids)
Source: RefSeq, a predicted model, not a curated record